Molecule: messenger RNA, 743 nt
Organism: Sander lucioperca (pikeperch)
Lineage: Eukaryota; Metazoa; Chordata; Actinopteri; Perciformes; Percidae
Gene: nkl.4
Product: NK-lysin tandem duplicate 4
Exons: 5
Coding region: 89-532 (147 amino acids)
Biological process (GO): lipid metabolic process; defense response to bacterium
Source: RefSeq, a predicted model, not a curated record
GUUGUUGUGAAGCCCCUCCCCUCUGCUGUGUAUAAAAGGUGUGUUAUCACCAGACACACACACACACACUCAGAGAUCACCGCCAGCAAUGGAAACAUCUUCAGUCCUGCUUGUGUGCAUUCUGAUAACAUGUUCAGUCUGGACAGUCCACGGUGGAAGCUUCGAGGUCAACAUUGAUGACCAGGAGCAGAUGGAAGUGGACAUUUCUGUGAAGGCCGGCAAGCUUCCAGGUGUGUGCUGGGCGUGCAACUGGGCUUUAAAGAAGGUGAAGAAACUAGCUGGACGUAACGCCACUGUGGAGAAACUGACUUCAAAGUUAAAUUCCAUCUGCAACCAAAUUGGCCUCUUAAAAUCUCUGUGCCACAAGUUUGUGAAGACACACCUACCAGAACUAAUUGAGGAGCUCACGACCACUGAUGAUGUGAAAACGAUCUGUGUCAAUACUGGAGCCUGCAAGUCAAAGGAGUUGUUUGACCUGUACUUCUAUCAAAAGGACGAGGAGUCAUCAAUUGCAAUUAAUGAAUAUCCCUGAUAUCGUAUGCAUGUACAAUAAUUAAGGUGCACUUAAUUCGUAAGAAAAACAUAAACCACAAUUGUUUCAAAAAUCAAUCAAGAAUCUCUUUCAGCUUUCUUUUUGUCUUUACUUUGUGUUGCAGUUUUCCUUGUAUCUUGAUAUAUUUUGCAAUGCCUGUAAUGCUAUUUAUCUGUGCACAGAUUAUAUCAAUAAAUGUUUGCAUUUCAAA